Corythoichthys intestinalis (scribbled pipefish) is the source of this 841-nucleotide messenger RNA. RefSeq names its product dynactin subunit 3-like. Gene Ontology annotation, cellular component: dynactin complex. The transcript is spliced from 7 exons. The coding region runs from base 68 to 631 and encodes 187 amino acids. Gene Ontology annotation, biological process: cytoskeleton-dependent cytokinesis. Lineage: Eukaryota; Metazoa; Chordata; Actinopteri; Syngnathiformes; Syngnathidae. The record is from RefSeq and is a predicted model, not a curated record.
GAAUGUAAAAUACGUAAGCGAGUGGGCACUGUUUUGGCCAACGAAUUUAGGAAAGAAAGCUUCGGAGAUGGACAAGAAAGAUUCGAUAGAUAACGUGGAAAUGCGCCUUCAGGCUUUGGAGAAUCACAUAUAUGGAGAAAGAAGAAAUAAAAAUGCGAAACCUUUAAAGUGUGCAGAGGCUCUAGCCAGAAUCCAGGCCGACCUGACGAACACGGCCAACAAGAGAGAGCGAGUCAAGAUUCUUCACAAGAAAAUUGAGGACCUGAUGAAGUACUUGGACCCGCAAUUCACCGAUCACAUCGCUGUGCCCGACACCAUGAAGCUGGAGUUUAUCCUCGCUGAGGAGGACUUCCUGCUCUCCCACGCUGCUUUGCUGGAGCAGAUUAGCAACCUGCAGCCAAUGCUGGAGAGCACCUACAUCCGAGAUGUUCCUGAGCACGCUACAAAGCUCCAGCGUCUGUCCCAAAUUCAUAUCAAACAACAGGACCAGACGGAUGCUCAGUCGUUGGAAGUCAAGCAGCUUUUUGACGAAUAUGACAAAAUGAUGUCCCUGCUGUCCAAGCAGUUCGCCCAAUGGGACAAAAACCUGAGGAAACUGGAGGAGGACAAGGGCAUCCGGCCUAUGGAGUAACACACACUCAUUAUGAGGAGGAAGGCAUGUGACCUGAACUUGAGUAGCUUUUUAACUGUACAAACUACGCAAAAUGUCCAAAGUCAUUUUUCAGUGAUUGCAGUUGCUAGACAGAAAAAAAAAACACAAGUCGUGUGACUCUUAAUCAGUCAUCUGGAGGAUUUUACUCACCUCACGGGACAACUUGGUCAUCCUGCUCUUAUUUAUUUU